UCAUUUUCAUGGCUGUCAUCAGGAGUUGCUGUUGGAUGAGCUGGUGAUGGGCGUGGCCUUGCUCUUGUUGGAAGCCCCUUCAGAUCAGCUGACCAGCCUUCUCAGACUUGCACUGAGUUUGGUCCCUGAACAAGCGGAGGCGUCGCCCUGGUUGAGUCCAGUCCUGAUUCUCCCCGUGUUGCAGCUCCUGUCCUGCUUGGGUCUCACUGAGCCGCUGUCUGACCAGAACACACACAGCACCAACCACAGGCUGGCUCACAGCCUGCUGCACAGCAUCAGCAGGCCCGCAGAUCAACCCCAGCAGCCUGCCCCAUCACUGCCUCUGUGUUCCUGGUAUAGUGAGCUCAGCGUGUCUUUGUCGGUACUGCGCAACGUGGCCAACAAUCCAGCAGCAGCGACCGAUUGGCUGUUGGCGGUCAGCUCCGCCUUGUCGUCCAGCCAGCGCCUGUCCUCCUCUCUUGUCCUGAUUGUGACUUAUCUCAUCAUCAUGGGUCAGGAAAACAUCUGCCAGCUGGCUUUGAAAGCAAGCCAGGCUGUCGCCGCUGCCGACCCCUGCCAGGUCCCGCCCCUCGUGCUGCUUCUUUUGUUCAAACUGACCAAAGAAAAGAAUCCCGUCCUGGCUCACGCUGUUCUCACAAGCCUGCCAAACCUCGGCACUCAUAAGCUUUGCUUCCCGAUCGUGCUGCACAGUCUGCACAUGCUGGCCGGCUCCCCCAAGCUGAGAGCAGUGGGACUGCGCCUCAUGACCGCUCUGUGGAAAAAACAGGACCGGGUCUACCCAGAGCUGCAGCGUCUAAUGAGCCAGCAGGACAGCAGGGCGGUGCUGGGGAGGGACGCCCAGUGGGAGCAGAUCCUGGCCAGGGCCGCCUGUGUCAGGGACAUCUGCAGAGAGAGGCCUUACCAGCAUGCAGGGGACAUGGUGGCUGCCAUUUCACUCACUUUAAAACAGUGCAACAGACCAGACCUGGCAACCCCGGCUGCUCUCAUCCUGCAGGGACUACAGGAGCUGUGUCGAGCAGAGGUGGUGGAUAUUAUCUCAGCAUGGAGAACUGUUUGGCCUGAGCUCAGCUGUCACUCACAGCCAGGAGUGGUUCAAGCCAUGGCUGAGCUUUUGGCUCUGGUGCCUCAGCUCACAGUUAAAUCAGAGCAGUACGAGGUGCGUCGUAACGUUCAUGUUCCUCUGUGUUGAGGAGCUAACAGAGUGA
Messenger RNA from Oreochromis niloticus (Nile tilapia), 1205 nucleotides. Its product is annotated as focadhesin. Lineage: Eukaryota; Metazoa; Chordata; Actinopteri; Cichliformes; Cichlidae. Gene Ontology annotation, biological process: regulation of post-transcriptional gene silencing. The transcript has 9 exons. Bases 47 to 1189 code for a protein of 380 amino acids. The record is from RefSeq and is a predicted model, not a curated record.